AUGCCGACCAGCACGGAUCAGCUCGAAGGACCUCGAAUCGACAACCAUGGCGAGGCAGCACAACCAUGGACCCGUGAUGUGUGGCUGUUGCUGGCAGCCCGGUUCGUGCGCAUGACGGCGUUUGGAUCGUCGUCGCUGGUGCUAGCGCUCUUCUUAUCUGCCUUAGGCCAAACACCCGUGCAGGUCGGUCGAUUCCUAACGCUGACGCUGGUGGGCGACUUUGUGCUCUCGUUGGUGCUCACUUUCGUCGCCGACUCGCUGCUCGGUCGGCGCAACACGCUGCGUCUGGGUGCGCUGUCGAUGCUCAUCUCGGGUCUUGUGUUUGCGACUGCGACCAACGUCAACUACCUGCUCGUCGCCGCCAUCUUUGGCGUCAUCAGUCCGUCUGGCGGUGAGAUCGGACCGUUCAGAGCCGUCGAGGAGAGCAUCCUGGCAGCGUUGGUGCAGAAACAGCACCGACCAGGCUUGUUUGGAUGGUACGUCGUCACGGGCGCAUUUGCGGCGAGUCUGUCGACGUGGUUGAGUGGGCUGUUGAACAAGGUGGUGGACGCGAAUGCUGGCGAGCAGCUCGUUGCGUACUAUCGAUGGGUGUUUGUCGUCUACUCGCUCAUGGGACUGGUCAAGCUCUUGCUCUCGCUCUCGCUCAGUCCGCGUUGUGAAGCGUCGACGACUCGGAACGCUGUUCCCUCACGCCCGACGGAAGCCAACGAACGCGAUCCACUGCUUCCACCUCCUUCAUCAUCGGACGAGCAACAUCCCGAGGAGCAAGGUUUCAGCCACGCUCGCUUCGCACUCCUCUGCACGCUCUUUGCCAUCGACUCGUUGGGGAGCGGGAUGGCAUCGCAGACGCUGACCUCUUGGUUCCUGUCGCGCAAGUUUAACGCAGAACUCGCCUCGCUCGGAAGCAUCCUCUCGGUCGCUUUGCUCAUGUCGGCCACGUCCAACCUCUUCUCGGCACGCAUCGCCAAACGCCUCGGUCUGGUUACCACCAUGGUGGUCACGCACUUGCCCGCCAACGUGUUCCUGGCAUUGAUCCCCCUCCCUUCCAGUCUGGGUAUGACAUCGGCAUUGAUCGUGGCGAGAGCAGCGACGUCGUCCAUGGAUCAAGCGCCUCGAUCAGCGUUUCUCACCGCUUUUAUUCCGGACCAUCAGCGAACCAGAGUGCUGGGCUUGGUCAACACCGUGCAGACGCUGGCACAGUCGGCGGGACCUUCGUUGACAGGUUGGUUUGCGAACAUGGGCAGGAUGGGCUGGGCGUUUCAUCUUGCUGGCUUGCUCAAGGCCGGUUACGAUCUGGGGCUGCUCGCCGCUUUCAAGAGUGUUAAUUAG
Messenger RNA from Sporisorium graminicola, 1329 nucleotides. RefSeq lists its product as uncharacterized. The transcript has a single exon. Gene Ontology annotation, biological process: transmembrane transport. NCBI's taxonomy places the organism in Eukaryota, Fungi, Basidiomycota, Ustilaginomycetes, Ustilaginales, Ustilaginaceae. Gene Ontology annotation, molecular function: transmembrane transporter activity. The record is from RefSeq and is a predicted model, not a curated record. Bases 1 to 1329 code for a protein of 442 amino acids.